This is a messenger RNA of Anopheles arabiensis, 2144 nucleotides long. RefSeq names its product myogenic-determination protein (gene nau). The coding region runs from base 493 to 1824 and encodes 443 amino acids. Lineage: Eukaryota; Metazoa; Arthropoda; Insecta; Diptera; Culicidae. The transcript has 5 exons. The record is from RefSeq and is a predicted model, not a curated record. Gene Ontology annotation, molecular function: protein dimerization activity; RNA polymerase II cis-regulatory region sequence-specific DNA binding; DNA-binding transcription factor activity, RNA polymerase II-specific. Gene Ontology annotation, biological process: regulation of transcription by RNA polymerase II; muscle organ development; positive regulation of myoblast differentiation.
AAUUGAUCAACGAAAACAUGGCAACGACCAGUUGUCUCGCUUUGCCGCAAUGAGGGCACACACAAACAUUUCUGAACAUUUUCCCUAAACCCGUACACACCCUUAGGACGCGUCUCGUUCGCACGCGCAAUCACGGACGGCCGUGCGCACACGCAACCCCCGGCGGUACGAGACUGAGCGCACGCUGUCACGCUUUUCCGGCACACAUGGCGAUCAGUACUGAUCGUGCUUUUCCUUGGCGAAGGUAUCAUCUCGCGCUCUCCGUGUCUCCUUCCGUCUGUUUCGCGUACGUGUCCUCCGCUCAGUGUCCGCGUGCGUGUGUGUGUGUAUAUGCCGUCUUGUGCUAAGAUUCUUUUCCAAGAAUUCACACUACCCGACGACGGUUCAAAUCUAACCCAUGCUCGUGGAGGGUUGAAUUGAUGUGCGCAGGGGAAAGGGCGGUGUAGCGUUUGUGUGACACGACGACAGUUUCGGGGGGAAUCAAUCUGUGUGAUGACAAAGUUUAAUCGUGCCGGGGGCCGCAAGUCGGCGGUCAAGAAUGAGCUGGCCGGCUGCUUCAAGCAGGGGUACGAGGUGGAGCAUCGGGCCUACGGCGAGCUGAUGCCUACCGGCACAGGGAUCAUGCCGUCGAUGAUGCACGGCAAAGCGAACGGCGCUACCGGCCACUUUGGUGCGGUGAAUGGUGUGGGCCUGCAGCAAAAAGGUGUCCUCUCGCUGCAGGGAGGUAUGGUGGGGCCGGGUGGUGCAAAUUUUAUCGAAAACGGUGGUGGUGGCGGUGGUAGUGAUGGUGGUAGUUGUAAUGCUAAUAAUGGUGGUGGUGGCAAUGGCGGUUACUUACAUGAUCUUAGUGCGGAGCAGAAGCUGAAACUCAACAUCCAGCAACUUCACAUCCGACAGAAACAGCUGCAGCUUACCGACUACGACGACACCAGUCUCAGCUCGGAGGAGCAUGUGCUGGCGCCCACCGCCGGUUGCAUGGCCAGCCCGAACCGGCCGUGCCUGACGUGGGCCUGCAAGGCGUGCAAAAAGAAGAGCGUCGCGGUCGAUCGCCGGAAAGCGGCCACCCUGCGGGAGCGGCGUCGGUUGCGGAAGGUAAACGAAGCAUUCGAAGUGUUGAAGCGACGCACCAGCACGAACCCAAACCAGCGGCUGCCGAAAGUGGAGAUCCUUCGCAACGCGAUCGAGUACAUCGACAGUCUUCAGGCGCUGUUGGAUGAAACACCGCCUCUUCACCAAGGCUCGGAUAUCAUCAGCAACGGUAGUGGCGCAGGUCUCUCAACACCUCAGGACUACAUGAACUGCUGCUCCAACAGUUACCUGCGCGAGCGCUUGGGACAGCUGGGAAAGGACAACGACCGGUACUCACCCCUCACAGGAUACAAUCAAACGUCCACUUCCGCCUCCGCUACCGGCUCGAGCUUGGACUGUCUCAACCUGAUUGUGCAGAGCAUUAGCAACGGGGCGCAGCAAACAACAGCACAACAACAACUGCUGCUGCCGCCGCAACACACCGCUUCCACCCUGGCCGAACACACGCCAUCGCCGGCGAACGGACCACCGACCAGCGCCGCCGCGAUGGCACAGCAGCAACUGUACAGCAGCGGCUCGUUCUGUUCGCCCUCUCCAGCAUCAUCAACAUCAUCCUCGUCAUCCUCGUCGUCGUCCUCCUCAUCGUCAUCGUCUUCCUCUUCGCCCAUGUCGCCAGCGCCGUGCGCGGGAUCGCACCACCACCAUCACCAUCAGCAUCAUCAUCCACAGCACACAGGGAGCAUGGGAAGCAACCGUGCCGUGGCACCAGCGACCACAUCCGUUUCACUACCGUAGCAAAUGGGGCGGCACGCGGAGCACGAUGCGCGCAGAACGAUGCGAAAAUCUUUAAUUAGUUGUACAUACUUGCAUAAGUGACGGAGAGCACCAGCACACACACAGACAGACACACCUUAACAAUGCAGCGGCGGCAGAUCGGCCUCGGGAAGAUCGGAUGGCGCUGCAUUUUGUGUAUGAACUAUAUGAAAGAGGUAUUAUUAGUGUAACAAUCCGUUUAAGUGUAACUGCUAGCGAGCUACCAGCUACCGUACGAGCCGUAAAGUGUUAGUAAAUUAAGCGACGAAUAAAUCAUAACCUUUCAAAUUGUGCCAAGCCGA